AAAAAGAAAGGAAAGGAAAAGGAGAAAAACAAAAAACGAAAAAGAAAAACUCCUUUACUCUUUCCAGAGAUCACCAUUGCUAACUUUCUGGGUAGUGUACUUCCAGUAUUCUCUAAGAAGAUAAAUACACCUAAUUUCACUUCACCAUCCAAAGAUGAUCACAUCAAUGCUAUUGCAUUCUUGUAAUUUUUUUUUUGUAUACCAGUGCCUAUGAACAUUUUUCAUGUUAUUAACUAUUUUGAUUUUUUAAAAUUGCCUAUUGUCCUUUACUUAUUUUUCUAAGAAGAGACAUUUCCUUAGUAAAGCUCUUAACAAGAAAAUGAACAUGUAUGUCAUGAUAAUGGCUUCAUUUGAGAAAGAUUAGCCUCUGUGUCUCUGGAGCUCCGUCCAAAGUAACAAGUUUUACAUUUAUAACUUAAUUUUUUAGCUCUUUGGGUCCAGAAAGCCUUACCUUACCUAUGAUUAUGUCACUAGUUACCAUGAUGACAAACAGUUUUCAUUGUAAUGUGACUCUCUUGAUUUAUUUUUCACUAUGGAAAUCAUGGUAUUUGUGUCCAGUCUUUGAGAUUGGUAAUGUCAUUUGUGUUUUGCAGAUAAGGAAACUGAGUGUCAGAGAGGGGAGGAGUAGUGAAUCUGGGAUUAGUCCCUGCAACUCUGGGCCUACACCUAGGCCUCCUCUGAUCCUCUUAGUCCUCUUAGGGGAAGAGAAGGUAGAGUAGAACUUGAGAAUAACAAAUAAUACCUCAUGGAGCCUUGUAGGUAAUGGAGGACUCAAAAAGCCCUUCAACCAAGCUCUUGACAUACAGACUGUUGUGUUCAAUCAUACUAAUUAUUGAAUUAGCAGACCUCAACUAACUACCGUUCUCCACUCUGAUCCUGGAAAGGCCAGAAGUCCUGAGGUUGUAAAGUGGAAGAUAGCAUUUAUUAAGCACCUCCUGGGUGCCAGGCACUGGAAAGGGCUGACUGUCUCAGUCCUUGCCCCAAAGGAGCACCAUUUGGUAGACAAGUAACAACAUGCUGUGGUAGACUCUGGCAUGGGGUUUGUGGUGAAUCUGUUGGACAGAAGAGGAAAGGAAAGGGAAUGUGGUAAUGUUAUAUAGGGCAUCUCUUAGGGUGUCAAGUGUGUUGUAUGAAGAUUUUAUGUAAUGCUGUACUCCCUAUGUAGAAGGAUGUUAGUCCUAUUUUCACACAAGGAGUCUAUGCUCAGGUUGAAUCACACCCUCAAGAAACAGCACAGCCAGGAAUUGAAGCUGGCUAGGCCUGUAACUGAGAGCUGGGACUUUUUCCUCUGUUCUCAGGAAGACUGCAGAAAAGGGCUCAGACAGACUCUGUGUGGUCUAUUACCUUGGGCAAGGGGAGCAGGCCCCUGGAAAGAAUAAAUAAGAGCAGGAAGCCGAGGGUUUUGCAACUACCAGGAGAAACUGAGGAAGGUGUGUUUGUAUUGAGAUUGGAGGCCAUGGCUUUUGCCCUUAGACUCAUUUGGGGGCAGUUUAGGGUCACAGAUCCGAUUCCCCAGAUUCAGAGCCCCUGGCCAGAGAGCGAAAUCCACAGCCACCGGAGUCGCCUGUGACUGUGAAGGCAUCAGAGCCGGGGCGGGGCAGUGGGAGUGGAAGAGGAGUCAUCGUGGCCCCGCCCCCAACUAUUGUGUCGUAGGAAGCAAGUGGGCAAAAGGACCCUUGUUAACCAAUCAGGGGGCGGUAUUUAAAUAAUCGAGCAGGGAGCCCCCCCCCAACACAAUCCAGCUCUCUAUGAGGUGGUCAAUUAGCGCGCACAGACCACACAAGCUAGCCGAGCAAGAGUGGAAUCUGUUGUGGAACUGAAGAGAGAAGGCGGACAGUGGGCUUGGCUGCUUGCAUUAUGGCCAGCUGUCGCCACCACUCAGGAUACCUGGCCGACGAUGAGGCUGGCCACAGUACGUACAUAGCACGGGUGCAGCCACCCAAGAAGCCACUGUUGCCAGAAAUGGGGUCAGCCUCCAAGCUGGGUCGUAUGCCCCACCCACCAUCAAUGGAUGGCAACUCAGCUUACCGGGGCCACCGCCAAACUGCUAAGGGCCCUCAGGCUUUUGGUAGCUUCUUGGAUUUCCUGACUGAGGGCCAGGUGUUAGACAGCCUACAGACAGUGGUGGAGGAGGCAACAGAGCGCAUGGCUGCUAUGAAGACAGAGGCUGGGGUGCCACUGGUAGAGGUCCAGGACCCAAUUGAGGUGCCAAGUGGUAGGCGGCCACGUGUUCGACCCAGCUUCAGCACUGUGCACCGACACCGUGCUCAGCCCAGCCUCUGUACUGGACGUCCCAACAAUUACCCAUCUUGCUCCAGCUCCAUGUCUGACUCCCAUAGCAGCCUCACAGCUGGCUGUCUGGGCUCCCACAGCUGGAACAGUGACUUGGGUGCACAAGGCUUAGGCUCAGUGCCACCCAUGAGGGACAAACUUCUACUGGAGAAAAACCUCAAGCGACUACUGCGGUUGGAGAAGAAAGGGAAAGGCCUGAGUCAGCCCAGUUCCAAGAGGGACUCCCUGCUAUGGGACUCACUGGGCAGCCAGGCCAGCAGCCAGCGGACCCGGGAGCAGCCAUUGUCUUGGUUCUCAGGGCUGCUGGGCUCCAGACCAGGCACUCCUGAAGCAUCAGAGAUGGGACCUGGAGAACGAGAGCUGUUUUUCCUCAAACGAGAAUUCAACAAGGAGAUGAAAUCUUUGCUGAGCCAGCCAGCAUCCUUUGACUUGCCUGGCUACUGUUCAGUCCGUCAGCCCCAUUGCACCCUGGACUUCCUGGCUAAGCACCACCUCUUUCCUGCUCUGCAGACUGUGGUCAGCCAGGCUGUGGACAAGCUCAGUUGUGCCCGCCGCCCAGAUGGCUGCCCUCUUUUUCCUGUCAACUGCGAUCCCAACCCAGCAUUGUCAUUUAACUUGCUACCACAAGACUCCAGGAUGGUCACACCCACUAGGAGAAGGGAGCACUAUGAUUCUUUCCUCAGUAGAGCCUCCAGCUCCAAGAUAACUCCCAGAAAAAACAAGGGCAAACGGGGCUCCCCCCCUGUGUCUAAUGCUCAGGUGGCCACCAAACUCAGGCUCAAGGUGAAACCUACAGAAGAGACCAAUGUCCCUAGCCCCUCACUUCACCCCAGGCAGGGGACUCCUGACUUAGAUCCCAAAUUACAGAAAACACCUGUGUUCCAGAGUUCCAGCCAGAAAACCAAGCCUUGCCAUGGCUUGCAUCUCACCCUGCCUGCACCUGGAAUCACAGUGGAGUUGGCAUCUAGUCAGGGUUGCCUCAGGGGACCAGUCCCACCUCCACUUGUCUCCUCCCACCCUCUUUCCUCCUACCUUUUCCCCAUCCUCUCCUCUUCGGCUUCAUUGAGUUCAAAGAGCCCCAGUGUCAAGUUCACGAAGAAGAAGUCGCUGCCUUCCAUCUCAUCCAAGUCCAGCAUAUCCCACCUCUCCAACCCCUGGUACGAGGAGCUCAUCAACUUCUUGGUUGAGCAGGCAGUCUCCUUGCUCAUCUGCAAGUACAAGUUUGAGAACAACCUCAAAAAGCAGCUUGGCUUCAUCUCCUUCCCAAUCACUGAGACACUCAUGGACCUUUUCCUGGGCUUCAAGAAAGUGAAGGGCUCCCAUAUCCGCCUGUCCUCGAAGAUAGACUGGCGCUGCCUGUUGCACAAGCUGGAGGAGGACCAUUUGCUACAUCAGGUCUCAAGGCAGGCCUCGCGGCUGGGAGCCCACCAUCCCAGUAGCAUCUCCCAGGUUGGUGCUUCCCAGGUCAGUGCCUCCCACGCCAGCACCUCCCACCAUCGUGUUCCCCAUUUUGGCCCUUCAUGGCGUAGCACAGUGCCCCUCACCCCACAAUCUACCAUGCAUCCUGAGCCAGUAACUGACCGGACCAAGGCCCAGGCCCAGGCCCAUUCCCAGGCCCAGGCACAGGCCCAGGCCCAGACCCAUUCCCAGGCCCAGGCCCAUUCCCAGGCCCAGGCCCAGGCCCAGGCCCAGGCCAUAGAGCCUGGCCCUUCCCUCAACAUUGAGCUGCCAAUCCUCCAGCUACACAGCACUCAGGAGCCUACUACAGAAGAGGGGAAGAUACCCACAAGCCUAUCAGAGCCCAAGCUGUCUGUGUCAUCCACCACCAGCAUGGGCUUCAGUCCUCCCGAGUCCAAGGAAAUGGUGAAUGUCGAGGACAUUGAUGGCAGUGACAAAGACAAGGAUAAGGACAGUGAUGAGGUCAAGAAUGAGGUUAAGGGCACUGAUAGUGAUAAGGACAAGGACAAGGAUAAGGACAGUGAUGAGGACAAGUAUGAGGAUGAGGGCAGUGAUGAGGAUGAGUAUGGUGAUGAGGAUGAGGACGAGUAUGAGAAUGAAAGCAGUGAUGAGGAAAAGGAGGAGGAUGAAGGCAGUGAUGAGGAUGAGGAUGAGGAUGAGGAUGAGGUCGAGGAUGAGAAUGAGGAUGAGGUCGAGGAUGAGGAUGAGGGCAGUGAUGAGGACAAGGAGGAGGGUGAGCAGUAUUCUGUGUAUGACAGCGAGUCCCAGAGCUUCCCUGAGCCUGGAUUGGAGACAACCAUUAACUACUCUGUGGACAUGGGCCACAGUGACCCCCCAUGAUGUCCCCAUAAGCCACACAAAGUGCUCCAUUCCCUGCUCCUGCUCCUGCUCUUUUGGAGUGACUUCCCACUCAAUUGGCCCCUGCCCUGAGCAGCGGUCAGGAUGGGAUGAGAAUACCCAUGAGAAUUUCUGCUGAUCCUCUCAGGGAAGCCAAUGAGAGAAACAGAAAUAAAUAUGUUCAUUUCUCAUUCUGA
This is a messenger RNA of Ictidomys tridecemlineatus (thirteen-lined ground squirrel), 4784 nucleotides long. The record is from RefSeq and is a predicted model, not a curated record. Lineage: Eukaryota; Metazoa; Chordata; Mammalia; Rodentia; Sciuridae.